AAAAAAUAAUAGCCGUUUUUUGCCUUUGAUACGAAUUUGUCUGCGACAAGCUGGCCGAGGGGUGGCUGGCGAUUUUCUCGCGCACGACGCGAGAGGUGUCUCUCGCUGAAAAAGGGGGUUGGGCUUUUUUCCAAGUGAUGUUGGCCGCUACAUUUUCUAUAUCAACAAAAGAGCGUUUUUUUUCUCGACGUUGGCCACACAAUUGAGGCUCAUUUUUGACAACUUGAGUUAUUUUUUCACAACAUGGAGGCCGCGCUCACGAGGUUGAGUAGGCUUGUGGCCGAAGUGGAGAGCAAAUACGUCGCGGGAAAUGCGGAGUUGCUGGAAGAACUAGCGAGCCAGCUGGGAGCUGGGUUGAGGGGGUUGACAGAAUUGAUCAGCAAUUCUGAGGAACUGGGGUCGAGGGAGGAGGACAUGAUGGAGGCGUGCAGCGUGACGCUGAAGAGGUUGGCGGUUCGAAUAUGGAAUGAGAGUGUGAGUUUUGCUCAAAAGCGCAAUGGCGGCGCGCUGGGAGCAACGGAGGUGGGGGGUCUUCAUCCGAUUCCGGAAUUCAGCAUUCACUUGCGUCAGGUGGCGAGCGAGAUGUUGCUGGUGGCGGUUGAGCAUUGCGAGGGCGACGUGCCGAUUGCGUUGUACAGUUACGCGGUGAGGUUCAGCGCGAGAACGGGGAAGCUGUGGGCGGACAGGGGGGAGAGAGAGAAGGCGAAUGGGUGUUGGGACAGGGUGUUGCGCGUGUUGAGGGACGUGGAGAAGGGAGAGGAUAGGAGGUGGAGCUUGUGCCGCGUGGUGGGGGAGUCGGCGGCGGUGGCGGAGCCGCUGUUGCAACUGUGCGUUUGGAAGGCGGAGUGCAAUUUGGGAGGGCAGAUAGAGGCGGCGGAGGACGCGGCGCGCAUGGCGUUGUUUUUUGGUGUCCAAAAAGUCGUUGGGUGAGAGCGAGGAGGUGAAGGCGUUGCUACGCGAUUUGGCGAUUUUGUUGUACAAUUUAGGCGUGAGGACGAUGAAGAGGUCAGAAGACGGGGGGGAGAGUGGUGAGAGGUGGUUCAUGGGGGUGUUGGCGCUACAGAGGGGUCGCGACGUGGGUUUGGGUGCGAAGUUUCGGGCCGACGCGUUGAGGGCGUUGGCGAGGUGCAAUUUGGACGCGGUGGCUUCGCCGAGGGGCUUGUCGAAGGGCGGGGCGCUCGAGAGGGCUAUAAAGUAUUUGGAGCAGGCGCAGGAGCUGCACAACGAGCCGGUGGGCCAGUUGUUGUUGAUAGAGGCGUAUUGGAUGGCGGGGAGGAAGGAGGGUGACGCGAUGUUCGAGGGGGUGCUGAAUGGCAGGAAGGUGGAGUUGUCGAAGUGCCAGUCGUUGAUGUCGGCGGUGACAAGGAGCGGGAGGGGCGAAAUCGUGGAGGCGAUAUUGGAGAGGUCGAUGGAGGAGGGAAAAGGGUGGAGUGAGAACGAGUUGAGUGAGCUUCGACUGAUGCAAUUGGAAGUGCUGGUGAACGCGUGGAAGGCGGCGGAGAGCACGGAGCGGCUGGACUGCCGUUUAGAGAGGGUGGUAGACGACUGCAUAAGGCGGUGCGAGGAGGCGGAGACGGCGUGUGAAAAAAAUGAGCAGAGAUUGUACGUGUUGUGUUGGGAGUUGGCCACAGAGUGCUACAAGGCGAGGAAGUGGACGGAGGCGAUUAGGUGGUUCGAGAGAGUGGUGAGGGUUGGUUUGUCGUGGGCCGGGAGAGAGGAGAGAGUGGAAUUGAAGGCGAAGUGCUUGUGUUUGUUGGCGAAGUGUUACUUGAAUUUGGAGUCGCUGGACGAGGCGUUGAAGUGCGGCGAGUCGGCGUUGGAGGCGAUGCCGACGUUUUUGCCGGGGUUGGCAGUUUUGUUCGAGUUGUACUUGAAACAAGACAGAAUAGAGGGAAUUCACGAGGUGAUCAACAAGGUGAUGAGGAUAGACGAGGCGGAGUGGGGGAGGUGCAAGGAGGUGCUGUCGCCGAUCUACUUGAUAGAGAUGUUGAUUGGACAGGCGUUGGAGUAUCAGAGGAGCGAGGUGACGCUGAAGGUGUUGGAGGCGUUGCUGACGGCAAUUGGGAGUCGAGAGAAGACGAUAUUGCAGAGGCUGAAGUUGAGUUACGGGUUUGUGUUGAGGACGGCGUUGAAGAUGAUGUGGACGGAGCUGGCCAAGUGCGAGUGCCGCUUGGAGGAGGACGGCGAGAGGGAGGGAGAGGGGCCGAAAGGGGCGAGUUUGAAAGCGGUCAAGGAGUGGAUAAACCGGGCGGGGUACUUGAUUCGGAAGGCGUCUCAGGUGCUGAAAAAAGUCGGCAAGGUUUUGUUCUUCGGCUCGUCACCGCUGGCUGAAAGCGGUCCUCGGCAGGAUGAGGAGCUGACGUGGAUGAGCCAUUACUCCUUCAAUUUGGCGGUGAAGGCGCAAAAUUACAAGUUGUUCGAGAACGCGCACGAUUUGUUCAUUGAGAGCGCGCAUUUUUGUAAGCGCACGGAAGUCGAGUCGGCGGAGCCGUUGAAGCAACAGAGGAAGUGCAGAGUGUUGGCGAUUAGUUCGAUUUUGCUGAUGUACACGUCGUCGCCGUACGACGCUUCGCGCGGUACGAAGGAGGAGGUCAGCUCCUCGAAGAUGAAGAAGGGUCUGGAGGGCGCGCUUCAGCACGUGUUGCUGUGCUAUCGUCUCACAGAGAGGAUCUCCGAGAUGAGCGCGUCGACAAAGACGGGCGAGACGUCGAUUGGUGCGGACAAGGUGAAGGUGGAUUGUAAUAAUAUAGGGGAAGAUGGUCGUUUGUUUGAAGAUGAAAACUCGAUGAGAGUGCUGCUAUUUUUGUUAGAUUUUGAGCUUCGAGUUUUGCUUCGGCAUCCGUCUCAAGAGCUUUUUUCUUUGUUGAAUUACCGAGAGGAUUUCGCGGAGCCGCAUAUAAUGAUCCGCGCGUUAGAAAAUUUGUCUUGGUUUAUUUGGGAGAGGCAUCAAGGAAGGUAUUCCCUUCGCCUUGUUGGUUUGGAGUUAUGCUAUCGCUUGGAUGCGUUGUACAGGAAGAAGUGGUCCUCCUCCAAGAGCGACCAAGGCGGCCUUGGGCACGACCUUUUGACCUGGCUGUCGAACCUCCGUCGCGCCGUGUCCUUCUGUCCCGACAAGUCCGAGAGUUUGCAGAUUUACCGGAGAAUUUCAGAGUUGCUCACUUUGAAGGAGGGGACAAGGGAGGAGGCGGGUGCCAGCGAGGACGUGCAGCGACAGGUGCAGUGGCUGGUGAUCGAGGCGUACAACAAUGGCGUUUAUUAUUCUAGGCUCGGAAAGUACGAAGUGUCGGCCAAAUGGCUAGCCACGGCCAUCUCUCUGCUACCAUACUAUGUGCAAAAAAAUGAGUUCGAGGGGACACUCCUAGGGGCGCAUGAACAAGUGCUCAAAAAGUUGUAA
Messenger RNA from Schistocerca gregaria, 3394 nucleotides. RefSeq lists its product as uncharacterized. Lineage: Eukaryota; Metazoa; Arthropoda; Insecta; Orthoptera; Acrididae. The record is from RefSeq and is a predicted model, not a curated record. The transcript has 2 exons. Bases 998 to 3394 code for a protein of 798 amino acids. Gene Ontology annotation, molecular function: protein binding.